Molecule: messenger RNA, 1365 nt
Organism: Saccharomyces kudriavzevii IFO 1802
Lineage: Eukaryota; Fungi; Ascomycota; Saccharomycetes; Saccharomycetales; Saccharomycetaceae
Gene: CDC40
Product: Cdc40p
Exons: 1
Coding region: 1-1365 (454 amino acids)
Biological process (GO): mRNA splicing, via spliceosome
Cellular component (GO): catalytic step 2 spliceosome
Molecular function (GO): mRNA binding; protein binding
Source: RefSeq, a predicted model, not a curated record
AUGGGUUUGGUAGAAGGUUAUGAAAGCAGUUCAGACUCGGAUUCAGGCCCCGUUGAAUGCAACUCCAUACGUGAAGAGAAAAAGAAUCAUUUGCAUAAACAUGCAUCGUAUGAACGUCCCCAGAGAAGUAUUUACAAGAGAAAGCCACAUACAACAAAAUCGGAAUUAAAAAGAAGACGGAAAGAUCGUAAAGGAGAUGGGCCAUGGGGCCGUUGGUCUGGUAGUGAUGAUGAAAGUUCAGAAACCGAGGAAAUGCAGACGAAGCUACAAGAUACCAUCAUUCCUGCCAUAGAGGAUGAUGAAGACUCGGAUGUGGCAAAGACCGAAGAAGUUUCAAAUUUUUAUGGCAGUUCGGAAAAGGACUAUCAAGGUCGAGGAUAUCUACACCCACCAAAUGAUAUCAAUGUUGAUCUUCGCAAGGAAAAAAUGAACUUUCGGUGCUAUCUGCCAAAAAAAGUUAUACGUAACUAUGCAGGACAUUUAGACGGCACAACUGCCUUGAAAUUUCUACCCAAAACAGGUCACCUUAUUCUCUCAGGCGGUAAUGACCAUAUUAUUAAACUUUGGGAUUUUUAUCAUGAUCAUGAAUGCCUUCGAGAUUUUCGAGGCCAUACAAAACCUAUCAAGGCAUUGCGUUUCACUGAGGACUGUCAAUCCUUUCUUAGUUCUUCUUUUGAUAGAAGCGUUAAGAUUUGGGAUACUGAAACCGGCAAGGUAAAAACCAAGUUACACCUCAAAUCAACCCCGGCCGAUGUUGAAUCUCGACCCACUAAUCCCCAUGAGUUCAUUGUGGGUUUAUCGAAUUCCAAAAUAUUACACUAUGAUGAUCGUAUUCCAGAAAAGCAAGGCCUUGUACAGACAUAUGAUCAUCACCUAAGUAGCAUUCUAGCACUGAGGUAUUUCCCUGAUGGGUCAAAGUUUAUUUCCUCUUCCGAAGACAAGACAGUAAGAAUUUGGGAAAACCAGAUCAACGUGCCAGUAAAGCAAAUAAGUGACACCGCUCAACAUUCCAUGCCAUUUUUAAAUGUUCAUCCAUCUCAUAGCUAUUUUUGUGCGCAAAGUAUGGAUAAUAGAAUAUACUCCUUUAGUUUGAAACCAAAAUACAAGAGGCAUCCAAAAAAGAUAUUCAAAGGGCAUUCCUCGGCUGGUUACGGAAUAAGCUUGUCUUUCUCCGGUGACGGUCGCUACAUAUGUUCAGGCGAUUCAAAAAGCAGACUUUUCAUAUGGGACUGGAACUCAUCACGUUUAUUAAAUAACAUCAAGCUUCCAGGUAAUAAGCCGAUAACCCAAGUUGACUGGCACCCUCAAGAAACAAGUAAAGUCAUUUGCAGUGGGACUGCAGGAAAGAUUUAUGUUUGCGACUAA